Molecule: messenger RNA, 545 nt
Organism: Aspergillus ibericus CBS 121593
Lineage: Eukaryota; Fungi; Ascomycota; Eurotiomycetes; Eurotiales; Aspergillaceae
Exons: 2
Coding region: 1-438 (145 amino acids)
Source: RefSeq, a predicted model, not a curated record
AUGGACUCGGUAUCUGAAGAAAAGACGGCAAUCGCCCCAAAGUAUACCCCCAAAUGGCCUGAGACAUUCGAUGAUGCCAGUGUAAAGCAGUGGAUCCACGACUACUACAGCGCGAUCGAUAACAAGGCAUCACCCCAGGCUGUCGUUGACCUCUUCACCGAAGAUGCUGUGAUCGAGCUGGGUAAACGACGGAUCAAUAGAUCGACCAUGCUCCAAGCCAGUCGGUCCUCGUGGGAUGAUGUCGAGUCAAGGCGGCAUAACCCCCAGGAUGCCUAUCCGCUGGGGGAUAAUACCUAUCUGAUCGAGGGCAAUGCCACAUAUGUGUACAAGAACGGCCAGAGCAGAACUUUCGAGUGGUGUGGGAAGCUGCGCUUGGUGAUGAAUGAUGGCAAGUGGCAGAUGAACUAUUACAAGACAUAUUUUGCCACGGAGUAUUGAUCCGAUGUUGUCUUGGACAUACGCGUUUCACCCAUCUGCUGUCUUUGACGUCAAUAAAAUUUGAUGGGAAACAUAUGAAUCUCGUACUCAUGCAAAAUGGCAGAACA